Dentiscutata erythropus is the source of this 680-nucleotide messenger RNA. The record is from the annotation of a GenBank genome assembly. NCBI's taxonomy places the organism in Eukaryota, Fungi, Glomeromycota, Glomeromycetes, Diversisporales, Gigasporaceae.
CAAAUAAAACAGAAAGACACUGUCUUUCAACCGCCUAUAGUAUAGUUAAAACCAUAGAUGAAAAUCUUAAAAUUGUUUGUGUUUGCAAACGAGAUAACAAAGUUUAUAGUUUAAUUAGUCAUAAAUCAUAUAUUUAUGAAGAUAAAAGUUGGAAUCCAUGUAAUGAAAACGUAGAUACUUCAAAUUUAAUUCUUGAUCUUUCAAACUCAAUGAUUGAACUUAGUUUGGAAGAACCACGAGAACAUGUUAGAAAUGUACAAGAAGCUGAUAUAGAAAUUCGAGUACCAAUACACUUAGCGCCUGACUUGUCACCUACUUACACUGCUACUAAUACUAAUGAUAAUGAAGUUUUGGAUGAAUUUUCAACUAAGUUAUCGAUUAAUGAUCUUGGAAAUCUUAUGGAAAAAGUAACAAAAGAUUCUACAUUAUAUUAUCUUGCAAAAAUUUGUGAUACAUAUGAAAGUUUUGAUCCUAAGAAUACUGAUGUAAAAAAAAAACUUGAUGAAAAUUUAAAAAGAGAUAUAACUGCAUUAGUUAAUUCAUCAAAAAAAGCAAAAAAAUUAAGAAACAUAUUUGGUGUUGAAUUUGCGAAGCAAAUUGCUAUUCCACCAUCAGUCUUAAAAAAAACCAAUACUGAUAAUCUUAUUGCAUUUAUUCGAUUUUUUAAAGAAAAUAGCUAG